This is a messenger RNA of Aphidius gifuensis, 1624 nucleotides long. RefSeq names its product mitochondrial 2-oxoglutarate/malate carrier protein-like. NCBI's taxonomy places the organism in Eukaryota, Metazoa, Arthropoda, Insecta, Hymenoptera, Braconidae. Gene Ontology annotation, molecular function: oxaloacetate transmembrane transporter activity; sulfate transmembrane transporter activity; thiosulfate transmembrane transporter activity. The transcript is spliced from 7 exons. Bases 237 to 1124 code for a protein of 295 amino acids. The record is from RefSeq and is a predicted model, not a curated record. Gene Ontology annotation, biological process: phosphate ion transmembrane transport; succinate transmembrane transport; thiosulfate transport.
AUUUUUAUUUAGGUAUUUAUUUAUUUAUUAUUAUUAUACUUCAAUUUUUUGUUUAUGAUAUCUGUUGUGAAGGACAAAACGUUCCUGAAAUUAUUAAAAUUAGAAGCAACACCUUGACUUAUAUUUCAUUUUUCAACAUUCCAAAGAGUUAAGUUGUUAAUAGUGUAUAUUAAUUUAUCAAAAAAAAAUCCAACAUCAUUCCAUAAAUUAAUAGUUGAAUUAAAAAUAUCUUCACUAUGACUACAAAAACACCUGAAUUAUCAGUUCCAAAUGCAAUUAAAUUUUUAAUUGGUGGAACAUCUGGAAUGAUGGCAACAUGUUUUGUUCAACCUUUGGACUUAAUUAAAAAUCGUAUGCAAUUAAGUGGUACCAAAACAUCAACAAUGUCAAUUGUCUCAUCAAUUGCUAAAAAUGAAGGAAUUUUAGCAAUGUACUCUGGACUUUCAGCUGGACUUAUGAGACAAGCAACAUAUACAACAACACGAUUAGGAAUUUAUACUUGGCUUUUUGAGAUUGCAUCAAAAGAUGGACAACCAAAUUUUUUUACAAAAGCUGCUUUGGGAAUGGCAGCUGGAUCAGUUGGAGCAUUUGUUGGUACUCCAGCUGAAGUUGCAUUGAUUAGAAUGACUGCUGAUGGACGUCUUCCAAUUUCUGAACGAAGAAUGUAUAAAAAUGUAUUUGAUGCAUUAUUUCGUAUAAUCAAAGAAGAAGGAGUAUUAACAUUGUGGCGAGGUGCUAUACCAACAAUGGGCAGAGCUAUGGUUGUUAAUGCUGCUCAAUUAGCUUCAUAUUCACAAGCAAAACAAGCUCUAAUUGAUACUGGAUAUUUUCAGGAAAAUAUUAUGCUUCAUUUUGUUAGCUCAAUGAUUUCUGGAUUAGUAACAACAGCUGCUUCAAUGCCAGUUGAUAUUGCAAAAACUAGAAUUCAAAAUAUGAAAAUGAUUGAUGGAAAACCAGAAUACAAAGGUGCUAUUGAUGUUUUGGGAAAAGUUAUUAAAAAUGAAGGAAUAUUUUCACUUUGGAAAGGUUUCUUUCCUUAUUAUGCAAGAUUAGGACCACACACUGUUCUUACUUUUAUUUUCCUUGAACAAAUGACAUCAUCAUACAAGCAAUAUUACUCAUAAUUAUUGUCUUUAUCAAGAUAAAGUCCAAAAAAAGAGAAAUAUGUUACUUUUAUGAUUUAGUAUUUGUCAAGAAAAAGAGAAAAAAGAUAUACUUGAUUUGAUAAAAUAUAAUUGUUUAUAGUGCAUUUUCAAAGGAACAAAAAAAAAAAAAAUAUAUUUAUGUUAAUCUUGUUAAAAAAUAACUAAUGUUAUUUUGGAUAAGUAUAUAUAUAUUUUUUUUUAACAUUAAUUAUCUGAAACGACACAUUCUUCCAACAUUCGAAUAAAUAAAUAUUUCGAGGUCGUCAGGUACGACUUUAGCUAUAUUAUUUUUGUUAAUAAUUAUUGUAUUGUUAACAAUAAAUUCGGUAGCAUCUAUUUAAAAAUAAUGUUAAAUAUUAAAACUAAGACAAUAAUAUCGAGAAUUAAAGUUAUUAAAAACUCUAAAGAGUUAUUUUGUUGUAAUUAAAUAUCUUGAUUAUUUUUUAUUAAUAAUAAAUUAUCAAAAAUAAUUUUAUUGA